CUUCAUGGGAACUAUAGGCUAUUCAAUCAAUUUUAAAGUACUAGCAUUAUACUCUGAUAUGAUAGGAGCUUACCAACAACCACUUAAUUCUAAUCAUAUUCCAAAUAAAGAAAUAUUUGAUAAUACUCUUUUACAAGCUAUUCUUUGGCUAAGUAUACACAACUCCUACUUAAAUAGCUACACAACUAUUUUACAUCAAAAACUUGCAAAAACUUGA
Messenger RNA from Funneliformis geosporum, 217 nucleotides. The record is from the annotation of a GenBank genome assembly. Lineage: Eukaryota; Fungi; Glomeromycota; Glomeromycetes; Glomerales; Glomeraceae.